Messenger RNA from Drosophila bipectinata, 1795 nucleotides. RefSeq names its product Tetraspanin 5D (gene Tsp5D). Lineage: Eukaryota; Metazoa; Arthropoda; Insecta; Diptera; Drosophilidae. The record is from RefSeq and is a predicted model, not a curated record. Gene Ontology annotation, cellular component: plasma membrane.
AUUAGAACACGCAGAUAUCGAAACGAAAAGCUAUUCGAAAAUCCCCAAAAAAAUAAAUCUCUUAAAUCUUCUAACAAGACAACCAAAAAAAUCAAAUCCAUUAGACACAAAAAAGAUAUUAGAAAUUGUAAAAAUAAAAUUGGAAAAGUGUUUCAAAAGGAAAAUCGAUUUUUUUUCAAGUUGAAAUUUUCAAAAUUGUGCCAAAUAGUGCGCGAUAAACGAUAAAAUCGAUAAACAAAUAUCGUUAACAAGCAAAGCCCAAAUCCCAUAAUGGGUAAUGCCGGAUAUACCUGCAUACGCCGCACUUUCUGUUGGCUGAACAUUAUACUUUGGCUAUGCAGUUGCGCCUUUCUGGGCGCCGGCCUGUGGUUGCGUCUCAGCUACGAGGGAUAUGCCACACUCUUGCCGCAGCACGCUGGCCUCAGUGCCGACACCAUCUUCAUGGCCAUCGGUGGCACCGGGUUCGUGGUGAGCUUCUUCGGAUGCUGCGGCGCCUGGGUCCAGUCUCGUUGUCUUCUGGUAUUGUACUUCAUGCUGAUUGUGAUGCUGUUCAUGAGCGAGUUCCUGGUGGGCUCGAUCGCCUUUCUCUUCCGCGGCGGCCUGGGACGGACUCUGGCCAACGAGCUGCGCUUCGGGAUCGAGCGUCAUUAUAAUGCCAGUGAUCGUGGCUCCCUGGUGGCGCCCUCGGUGGCCUCCAUCUGGGACAGUGUGCAACAGUCGUUCGAGUGCUGCGGUGUGUCGUCGUAUGAGGACUGGUAUGACAUCCAGUCGUGGCAGGGAAAGCGCUGGGUGCCCGAGUCCUGUUGCAGGAUGCUCUACGAUCAGCGUCAGGUGCUCACCGAAGGAUCAGGAGAUGGACUGAUACGCCCCGAUUGCGGACGAUCGGAAAACCCCGCGUUGUGGUGGGACAAGGGCUGUGCCCAUUCCCUCCAGAGCUGGUUCACCGGACAAUUGAAUGUAGUUGGGGCAGUGGGUUUGGGUAUCGCCUUUGUCCAGCUCUUUGGACUGAUCACCUCGAUGCUGCUCUUCUGCACGGUGAAGCACAAGCGAUCCUCGGACACCUACAAGUCCUAUUCCCCCUCGAUCGAUCCCCAGACCCGUACCAGCAGUUGGGAGGAUUGAACUCACCUUUAGGCUAACAACUAUCUAAAACAUCAAUAUCUUCCCAUUAGUUUGGUUCUAUUUUUUUUAGUUUUUAGCUUCUGCAAAAUGUGCCAAAAAUUAAUUUAAUUAUUACUACUUUUUUUUUUGUUUUUUGUUGUAAUUUUUAGGCGAAAAAAAAAAACAAAACAUAUCGAACAACAAAAUUGUUUGGAGGCUUUCUUGGGCAAUCUCCAGUGUGAACACACUCACAAAAAAUACAGUGUUGUUUAGGUAGCGGUGUAUCCAUAUUGUGAUGUGCUCUCUAGUAGUUAAUAGUUAAGAGUUUGAGGCCCUAAUACCCCCCGGAAUUUGGGCCUCAAAACUCCAGUAUGUAAUCCUUUAAAUCAAUAUAUCAAUUAUACAUAAACCUACAAAUACAAUUAUAUAUAUUUAUAUGUUAUAUUAUUAAAACAAACAGUAUAGAAGAGAAACGAACAACAACAACAACUGCCUGAAAAGCAAAAACUGAAGACGAAAAACGAUAACGAAGAGGCGGAAAAGGUGACGAAAGCUAUUACGAAUAUAAUUAUUUUAUUUAAACAUACGUAUAUAAUAUAUUAUAUUUAUAUUUAUAUUUAUAUCGAAUUGCAUUCCUACACAACAUGUUCGUGCUAAGUUACAAAUAAAUUAAAGUAUUUAUUUAAAUUACAAA